AUGGCAUCGACGUCCUCUUCCGACGGAAUUGCCGGGAGAAUUCAGAACGCAUCGUUGGUUCUUGUGUCGGAUAACAAUUCCUCGAUAGCUGACAUCCGUAAAGCUGUGACUAUGAUGAAGAACAUUGCUGUUCAAUUGGAGAAAGAUAAUCAAACUGACAAGGUCAAAGAGCUUGAAAACUCUGUGGCUGAGCUGUUGGAUUUAUAUAGGGAUUGUGCUCAUCGUUCGUCAGCAAUUCAAUCUGUUGCCACUAGGUACCAGCCUGGAGAACAGCUAACUGACUUUGAAAAGUUGUUUGACGAUGAGUUCACAAAGCUCAAGGCUACUACUUCUUCAGUGCCACAAAAUGGCCAGUUGAUGCGCCAGUUCAAGGAAGCAGUUUGGAACGUUCAUCAUGCAGGUGAGCCAAUGCCUGGUGAAGACGAAGAAGACAUUGUGAUGACCAGUACUCAGUGCCCUCUCCUAAACAUAACAUGCCCUGUGAGCGGGAAGCCCAUCACUGAAAUACUAGAUCCAGUUCGCAGUGUGGAUUGCAGGCACAUCUACGACAAAGCAUCAAUCAUGCAUUACAUAGGCAACAAUACCAAUGCGAAAUGUCCUAUAGCUGGUUGCCGAGGUAAACUGCAGAUUAGCAAAAUAGUUUGUGACUCAAUGUUGAAGCCUGAAAUUGAGGAGAUGCGCUCGAUGAACAAACAAACUAACACGGCCGAUGUGAUUGAAGACUUCACUGAAAUUAUCGAUGAAGAUUAA
Messenger RNA from Microthlaspi erraticum, 750 nucleotides. The record is from the annotation of a GenBank genome assembly. NCBI's taxonomy places the organism in Eukaryota, Viridiplantae, Streptophyta, Magnoliopsida, Brassicales, Brassicaceae.